Molecule: messenger RNA, 1800 nt
Organism: Malassezia japonica
Lineage: Eukaryota; Fungi; Basidiomycota; Malasseziomycetes; Malasseziales; Malasseziaceae
Gene: GUT1
Product: glycerol kinase
Exons: 6
Coding region: 1-1800 (599 amino acids)
Biological process (GO): iron-sulfur cluster assembly
Cellular component (GO): cytosolic [4Fe-4S] assembly targeting complex
Molecular function (GO): protein binding
Source: RefSeq, a predicted model, not a curated record
AUGGACCCAUUCCAGGUCCGCAUGGAAUUCCUGGCGCUGCUGAAGCGCCUCAAUGCUAGCGAACAGUCAAUCCGAAAAACGGUGGCUUUUGCCCUGCGCUACGCGACGCGGUGUUCGGACGAUAUCUGGGACUGUGUCAUGACAGAGUGUGCCAAAGCGCCGUCCAACACGCGCAUCAAUGUGCUGUUCAUGCUCGAUGCCUUCCUGGCGGACGAUUUCGAGACGAGCCCCGAAGAGGUCGGCGUGUACCGCACGCUUGCUGUGCGCGACCUCCCUGCGAUCAUCAACAUGGUCGUGCCGCCAGAUAGUUGGGAUGCCGUGCUGAACAUUACGAGCACCCGGCAGAUCCUCGCAUCUUGGGAGUCGAAACGCAUUUUUGACCCCCGUCUGCUCAACUCGCUCCAGGAGACGAUUGAACAGCGCGCCGCAAGCGUGCGUGAACGUGCACAACAUGGCGACAUGGCCGACAUCGCGCGUGUGUCGCGCGCCGACGUCCUACGCCGCGUCGAGGAGGACCGCGAACGCCACAAACGCCUCCGUGAAAACAGCUGGAAGCUGCCCCCUAUGUCCUAUCUGCACGCGUUUGAUCCACCGCGCUCCCACAGCCAGGGUAACGUGGACGUGCCUACAGCGACGCUGGCCCCCAGCGCGCCCGUGGAUGCCGUGGCCCUUGAAUUUGACCAGCACUGGGAAACGACCAGCGACCUAAAUGAGGACGAUCUGGACUAUAUGCGGGAAGAAACUCGGCUGACUUCACUGCAGGAUCGCGAUGUGCGUCUGCACGCCUAUACCUCGCUACCGUCGGGCGUCACGGGUGAGAAGCAGGUGGUCUUCUCGCUGCGUGAAGUGAUCCCGACCGGGCACAAGCGCACCGUGCGCCAGGUUGCUUGGGCGCCGUCGGGCGAUAUCAUGGCCACGGCGUCGUUCGACUGCACCGUGGGCAUCUGGGAGCGCACGCCACCCGAGGUGCGCGGCGAAGACCCGAACGAGCCGGAGUGGGACUGCUCGGGAACGCUCGAAGGGCACGAUAGCGAAUGCAAGAGCGUCGCAUUCAGCCACAACGGUAGUCUGCUUGCCAGCUGCAGCCGCGACAAGAGCGUAUGGAUUUGGGAGGUCCAGCCCGACUCGGAGUUUGAGUGCCUUAGCGUGAUGAUGGAGCACACGCAGGACGUCAAGAUGGUGGCCUGGCACCCAAAAGAAGAGAUCCUCGCUUCGGCCUCGUACGAUGAUACCAUUAAGCUCUAUGUGGACGACCCGUCGGAAGAUUGGUUCUGCUACUCGACCCUCAACGGGCACUCGUCGACCGUGUGGUCGAUGGCUUUUUCACCGUGCGGACGUUUCCUCGCUUCGGCAUCGGACGACAACACGGUGCGCAUCUGGCGCCGCUUUACCGCCCAAGAGUGCGAAGCAAACGGCCUGGCGCCCGAAGGCAAGAUCCCGGGGCGCGCUGGCGACAAGUGGGUCGAGGUGCAGCGCAUCGACGGUCACUUUUCCCGGACGAUCUACAGUUUGAGCUGGACGAUUGGCGAGCCGGGAGACGCAUCGCAGUCCUACGGAAAGCUGGCUGCUGCCGGCGCCGACGGCAAGAUCCUCGUCUUUUACAUGGGCGAGAGUGCGGAGAAGUUCAAGCCGAGUGUUGUGCUCGGUGCAAGUGUCGAAAACGCGCAUGGCGUGUCUGACAUUAACUGCAUCUCUUGGGCGCCUAUCCCACAAAAAUCGGAGGACGACACUACGCCCCAGCAGGCACCUACAAUGCUUGCCAGCGCAGGCGACGAUGGCGAAAUCCAUAUUUGGACAUAG